Rubroshorea leprosula is the source of this 589-nucleotide messenger RNA. Lineage: Eukaryota; Viridiplantae; Streptophyta; Magnoliopsida; Malvales; Dipterocarpaceae. The record is from the annotation of a GenBank genome assembly.
UAAACCAGUACGUCUUCCUCACUAUUUUGUUGAUUAAAAGAAAUGUAUUUAGUGUUCUUCCUUUUCCUUUGCUCUUGCCUAUAUAGGAUGAGAAAAAGGAGAUUUAACCUCUCUUCCCACCACAACUUCUAUGACAUAUGUUGAACAUUGGAUCUCUUCCCACCUCAACUUGGUGUAAAGAUACUUUCUCUGUGAAGAAUUGGUACUCUUUGCUCUCACUCAAUCAUGCUUCAGGUGCUCUGCCUUCGUUCUCCACUGAGGAGCUUGAAAACACCAAGGACCCAGCGUUCUUCUUUUGCUUGGAUUUCUAUUCUAGACACCUGCUGCAGAAAAUAUAUCAGUUUCUAGCUGCUGAAUUCUUCGUCAAUGAACUGUUUUUGACACACAGUUAUCAUCUAAAGAGCAUCUGCCACUUAUCCUGUCAUUAGGCAGAGUUCUAUCCUUCUUCGUGUUUGCUUGCUUGUUUUAUAUGUUUUCUUUUCCUUGAUAUGUUUUGCCAUGUGUGAGUUUUGCCAUGUGUGAGCAUUGAUGAUGAUUGACUUUUUUUUUUUUGAAUUCAAGGAAGUUUUACCACAUCAAUAUGACAUGA